Messenger RNA from Megalobrama amblycephala (Wuchang bream), 4561 nucleotides. Its product is annotated as laminin subunit alpha-3. Gene Ontology annotation, biological process: cell adhesion; regulation of cell migration; regulation of embryonic development. Lineage: Eukaryota; Metazoa; Chordata; Actinopteri; Cypriniformes; Xenocyprididae. The coding region runs from base 107 to 4156 and encodes 1349 amino acids. Gene Ontology annotation, cellular component: basement membrane. Gene Ontology annotation, molecular function: extracellular matrix structural constituent; signaling receptor binding. The record is from RefSeq and is a predicted model, not a curated record. The transcript has 31 exons.
UGACUGAUUCAUGUAUGAGCAUUUGUCUGGGGCGUUUUUCUCCCUCUUUAAGUAGACCAUACCUGAGCGUGAUAGGAGUUAUUUUACACGCAUCAAACGGACAGGAAUGUCAGAGUCAAUCGCAUGGAGGAGUGCAGCAUUGAGGGCUAUUCUUUAUGCGGCCCUGCUAGCGCUGGUUUCUGGAGGGCCCCGACCAGAACACAGGACCCCAGACCAUCCUCGGAGAGAACAGGCAGAGUGGAAUCAAAGAGUUCAGUAUCCAGCAUUAAAUGAUGCUCAGCACGUUCAGUUCCCUUCCCUCCAUGACACACAGCAGGUCCAGUUUCCUUCAGUGGAUGAUGGACAGAGAUGUGCUGCUGGUUACUAUCUAGACAGAAGUGGUCAGUUUGCUCGCUGUGUUCCCUGCUCCUGCAACGGCCACUCAAAUGAGUGUGAGCAGAACACCGGCCGAUGUCUUAACUGCCAGGAUGAUACAGUGGGUGAGCACUGUGAGCGCUGUAGAGAGGGAUAUUACUUUAAUGCAGCUCAGAGAAAAUGUAGGGUGUGCCCAUGUCCUUUCAGCAAUGAAGCCAACAAUUUUGCAGUGGGCUGCAUUGAAAUGAAUGGCAGAUUCCAGUGUCUGUGUAAAGAGGGUCACACAGGCGAAAGAUGUGAGCGAUGUGCCACGGGAUAUUAUGGCGAACCUCUGGUCGCUGGUGGGCGCUGUCGUUUGUGCAACUGUCCUGGAAACUUGUGUGACUCUAAGACUGGAGUGUGCAGGAAUUCUCUUGAGCUCCAAGACACAAACACAGAAGAACAGUGUGAAGAGUGUGAUAACUGCGCACAGACAUUGCUGAACGAUCUGGAAAAGCUUGAUGUUGAGCUGAGAAGAAUCAAAGAUCAGCUGGAUUUAGAUACUCUCAGACCUUCAUCAAAAGAACAUCUGAGAAAGCUUGAAGAAGCCAUAACUGCCACAACGAAUCUGGUGAAUACAUUCAGCUUCACAGUCAACAAUCAGAUGCCUAAAAUUAACCAACUGGAACAAGAUGUUAUCAAUCUGGCUGAUGAUAUGGAUAAUCUAAAAGAACAGGCAAGAAAGCGAUCAGAAGACUCUCAGAAAGCUCUUGCUAAUGCUGAAAACAGCCAUCAAAGGGCAAAAGAUCUGGACACUGAGGCACAGAACCUCCUUACAAAAAUAAAAGAGCUCCUGAAACAGCUCAUGGAUUCUAACAGCAGUGGAGCAGUUCUGCCCUCUGCGGAUUUAGCAAAACUUCUGGAACAGUCCGAGAACAUGGUGAAAGAUAUGGAAAAGCGAAGCUUCACGAACCACAAAGAUGCAGCCAAGAAAGAGCAAGCUGAAGCAAACAAAUUCUUAGAGCAUGUUAAAAACAUCAUAAAGCAAUGCGAUGAGAAUGAAGUGGCAUCCAAGCGUGUUGAUAGCCUGCUGAGCAACUAUGAGGCCAAGCUGAAAGAAUUGGAGGAUUUGCUAAAACAGGCUGAUAAUAUGGUGAAGAAAACCAACAAUCAAAAUGACAUUAAUACUGAAAGCCUUAAAGACAUUCUGAAACGAGUGAAUGAUUUGGAGAGCGAGAGAGACCUUGUUGGGGAUCAGAUUGCUCUUGCAGUGAACCAGCUGAAAGACACUCAGGGCCUCUUGAAUAUGUUCAAUGACAGUAAAAAGGAGUAUGAACAGCUUGCAGCGCAACUUAACGGUGCAAAGACUGAACUCAAAGAUAAAGUCCAAGUCAUCUCACAAGCAGCAGCCAAAGAGAAAAUUGUGAAACAGGCAGAAGAACAUGCAGAGAGCAUGUACAAACUGGCCAAAGAGCUCCAAGAGGCUGUACAGAAUGUGAGUGGGCGCUCUGGUGUGCAGACCGCUCUCUCUGGGAUAGAGGCGUACAAAAACAUCACAGACGCUGUCAAUGCUGCAGAGGAGGCUGCUAAGAAGGCCAAAGAGGCGGCAGACAAAGCACUUAAUGAUGUCAGUGAAGGGGACUUAAUCAACAGGGCAACAAAUCUGAAAAACAAUGGCAAUAACCUACUUAAAGAUGCCAAAAAUGCAGCUAAAGAUCUUAAAGGUGCAACCAAAGACCUCAAUAAUCAGAAGGAUCGUUUGCAAGUUGCUGAGCAGAAAAAGAAAGCACUAGAAAAGGAGCUGCUCACUGUUAAGGAUGGUUUGAGAGGAAUUCAGAGAGAUGACAUUGGAAAUAUUAUCGAUGCGGCUAAGAAAGCGGCAGCAGAAGCCAAUCGCACCACAAGUGACAUAAUGGACCAGCUAAAUGACAUCAAAGCAGAAGUUAACAAUAUCUCUAUUAGUCCAACUGUUUCAAAUAUGGACAAUGUUCUCAAUAAUGUGGAAAUGACUGUCAAAAAUGUGAGCGGCUCCAUCCCAUCCCUGCUGGAUAAAAUUGAAGAGUUGAAUUCUCAGAUUGGCUCCGGGAACAAUGUGUCUGAAAAUAUUAAUAAGAUAAAGGAACUGAUUGAGCAAGCACGUGAAGCUGCUAACAAAAUUGUCGUGCCUAUGAAAUUCACUGGUACAGGAUAUGUUGAGAUGCGCCCCCCUCGAGACUUAGAUGACCUGCGGGCGUACACCUCUCUCACUCUGUCCCUCCAGAGACCCGAAAAACCCCCCAUUAGAGGGGAUGGCACUAGACGUCGUCGUCAGACUCAGAACAACGAAGACAAUCUGUUUGUGCUAUACCUUGGAAAAAAAGACGCAUCUGGAGACUUCAUCGGCAUGGCUCUUCGAAAUAAUAUCCUGCAUGUCAUUUAUAAGCUCAAUGGAAAGGAGUAUGAAAUCAAGACAACCAACAUCACUGAGUCCUCAUCUGAUUUGUCUUUCUUUGACAAAAUUGACCUUUACAGAAUUUAUCAAGAUGCUCAAGUCAUUCACACACAGCAGUUCACGUCAAUCAAUCCAAAAACUCCGCAGACAAAAGAAAACCUGGGAGAGCUGACACGCAACCUGCUGGAUCUCAGUCCAGAUAAUGUGGUCUUCUAUGUAGGAGGUUAUCCAGAUGACUUCUCACCACCUGCCUCACUCAACUAUGGCAAAUACAAGGGCUGCAUUGAGUUUUCCACCUUCAAUGACAAAUAUAUCAGUCUCUACAACUUUAAGAAUGCAGUUAAUAUUAACUUGGAAACCCCUUGCAAGAGACAAAUCUCACUGAUCUCAGAGUCAGAUUACUUUGAAGGCACUGGUUAUGCCAAAGUCGCGCUUGAAAGAUUCCCCAUCAAUCUAUCGAUCCUGGAGAAAGUGGAAACCCGAGCUACGGAUGCCCUUUUGCUGUAUUUAGGAGAUGAGACUAAUGACUUUUACUACAGUGUCUCUCUUGAGAGAGGUUACAUUGUUCUACGUGGCCAAGGGAAAGAUAAUAUUUUGGAGCCCAUCAGAAGUGUAGAUAAACCAAGCCUAACUGCGGAAACAGAUGUGAAACUAUUCAUUACUGUAGGGAAAGAGAUUAAGGUCAGAGUAGGGAACACAGAGGUCAAAACGACAGACAACAUUCUACAAAGGUUCUAUCACUUCUACGUCGGUGGCAUACCCAACACUUUGCGUGAGAGAUACAAUAUCACUAUCCCUGCUCUGAAAGGGUGUGUGAAAAUCGGCAAUGCUGGUGGUAUAACGCCAGACGUUAAAGAGAAAGUGGGGAUUGGCAGAGGCUGCUCAAGUGACUUACUGAUGGUCAGGAAAGCUGAAUUCAACCAAGGCAGUGCAUUGGAUAAACUCCUUGAAGACUUCAGCUUAGAUGAUCUGAACCUUUCACUGGGUUUCAGGAGUACAAAAUCAGAUGGCAUCCUGCUGCAGAACAGCAAAAAUAAUAAUAACAUUGAACUUUCCAUGGAGAAAGGAUAUGUGGUCCUGAAAUUCCAAGGCAACAUGUGGAAAUCUACUAAACAGUACCGGGAUGGUAAAUGGCAUUAUCUCACUGUUGUUGGACAGGGUCAAAGCAUUGAACUUCGUAUUGAUGAAGAAGACGUUGGACAGAGAGAGAGAGACUCUUCAUCUGGACAAUUUUCCUCUAGCUUACUCCUGGGCAAGGACACCUUUGAGGGCUGCAUCACCAACCUUUAUCUCAGGAGACCUGAUUCUCUUUAUAGAGCAGAGGACCUGAGUACUUACUCUUCCACAGGAGACGUGAUGUUGAGCACAUGCAGUGCCUCACAAAAUAUGUAGAAACUCCAAACCACAGCGUAGCUUUUAGUAGAGAUGAAGAGCGCCUGACAGAAACAUUUUACAUGGAGAUAUUUGAAAAUCAACGCUGUUAUUUUGUCAGCAAAACCAAGCUACCCAAACCGGCUACUGCGAUAUAUGUUUUAUUUUCAUAAUUACAUAUCAUAUUGCAUAAGUCCCAUUAUUGAUAUAAAAAUUGUAUUGUAAAAGAAUCCAAUUACAAUUUUGCAAUAUUGGAAACUUUAGUUCUGUUAUUGAGAGGCUGCAACUCAUCUCAACACUGAUCCCAGCAGCUUGGUUGGCAUUGAAAUGUUUGCAAACACUAUACCAUUGUAAGGCUCUUACCAUGUCUUGAACAAUGGGGAGACCCAUUUUUGCUGUGAAUAAAAUUAAAUUCAUAAAAUUAAA